AUGUCGCAAAAUAAGCAUCAUCAAAACGAUAUUUUGUACAUUACGCAACCAACUCGUAACAUUCUGCUCGCACUUGGCGCUUGGCCUUCCAUCAAUAAAGGAGAAUCCGUACACUCGAAGGUUCACAAUCUCUUGCUAAUCUUUAUGUCCUACACUCUCCUCUUUUGCGACCUUAUACCUGGUAUCCUUUACUGGUUGAUGAAGGCAACAACGCGCGUUCGACUGCAGAUGAUCCCUCUUCUCCUUUACGACUUUAUGUCCGCCAGUCAAUAUGGCAUCUUCAUAUCUCGCUAUGAUCAACUCAAGCGAUGCUUGAAGUACGUCGAGGAGGAUUGGGAGAAUAUUCUCAGCGUGGACGCACGAAACAUUAUGCUGAAAUCUGCGAGGACGGGGAAACGUCUGGUUACGAUCUGCGCAUUUUUCAUGUACAGUGGCGUCAUUACCUUCCGAGGAAUCUUACCAUUGAUCCAGGGAAAGAUCAUCAUUGAUCAGAAUGUCACAAUAAGACGCUUUGCCUGUCCGGGUUACUACUUUUCCCUCGACGUACAAGAUUCAUUGGAGUUUCGAUCGUGA
Acromyrmex echinatior (Panamanian leafcutter ant) is the source of this 573-nucleotide messenger RNA. RefSeq lists its product as uncharacterized. NCBI's taxonomy places the organism in Eukaryota, Metazoa, Arthropoda, Insecta, Hymenoptera, Formicidae. The record is from RefSeq and is a predicted model, not a curated record.